AUGGCCGACAUGGCUGACCCAGCUGCUGUGCUCCAGAAGCUGGAGCAAGAGCAGGGUGACUUGAAGAAGCAGCUCGCGAUCAUCCGAAUCAGCGAGCCCAUUUCUGAUGUCGGCGGGUCCAAUCCCUCUCCUUCGAAGCGCGGCUCCGAUGUUUCUAUAUCCAAUUUGAACGAUCCAACACCUGCCUCACUCGAGGCCGACCUUUCACACUACAAGGAACUCUUCUCCAAACUACGAUUCUCUUACCUCGAACAAGUCACUAAAGAAAAAUUCUUGCGCGCAAUCGUGGGCGACCCACCCCUUGUGGUCGGACACAAUGAAAAUGUCGAAUUGGAGACCCAGCUAGCAGAGGUGAAAGCCGAGCUCAAAUCGCGAAAGGAAGAAGCCCGUCUCAUGAUCGAGGAAAUGGAGACAAUGGGCCGAGAACUGGCGCGCCGAUACAAGAAUGUCGAGGUUCAAAUGACACAGCUCUCAACUCUCCCCGACUCGAUCGAGAACCUCGAGUCCACCAUCGCGGGUCUGCGCGCGAAGCAGGUUGCCGGUAUGACAUCCUCGGAUCUUCGGUCCUCCCAGAACCUACCACUCCCAGCCACCAUGGCGCUGCUAUCGGAACGAGAGGCAGAGUUGGCCGCAUUGAACCGACAAAUUGCUGCUGUGCAGAACACGCUUCCGCGAAAGACUCGGGAAGCCGAGGCCAUUGAGCGGGAGUGCACAGUUCUGGAGCGACGGAAGAUUGAGGCUGUUACACAGGCGCGCGAGGCCCAGCGCAAGAAGCAGCAGGGAGAGAGUGAUGGGCUUGAGGAAAUGGGCCGCUGGUACAGAGGCGCGGAGGAGACAUUGAAAGAGAUGGUAGGCGUUUAG
Molecule: messenger RNA, 861 nt
Organism: Penicillium subrubescens
Lineage: Eukaryota; Fungi; Ascomycota; Eurotiomycetes; Eurotiales; Aspergillaceae
Exons: 3
Coding region: 1-861 (286 amino acids)
Biological process (GO): protein localization to kinetochore; attachment of mitotic spindle microtubules to kinetochore; kinetochore assembly
Cellular component (GO): kinetochore
Source: RefSeq, a predicted model, not a curated record